This is a messenger RNA of [Torrubiella] hemipterigena, 1504 nucleotides long. NCBI's taxonomy places the organism in Eukaryota, Fungi, Ascomycota, Sordariomycetes, Hypocreales, Clavicipitaceae. The record is from the annotation of a GenBank genome assembly.
AGAUAAUUUAGGCUUAUAUAGUUAAACGGCGAAACUUCACUAUCAACCCGGGUAAAUCUUCAUCCACAGACAUCUCCCCGUACUUCAUCCAGAUGGUGGAUAUUUUCCCAUCUCUUUAAGACUCUCUUCAUCGAGCAGUCAGUGGAAGAUGUGUUUAUAGCUACACUCAAUUAUUUUACAUCCGAUCAAGUCGGCUCCGAGAGCGGCCAUCUGCAGCCUUGCAAUCCCUCGUUGGGGACCCGUUGCCCAAAGCUUCCAUGAAAGGCUUCGGUCCUUUCCACUUCAGGCCGUAGGUAACAUUUCGUGGCCGGUUCCUCCUUUGGUAACAUCCGAUCAAGUAUGGUACUUCGAAUCACCAACACAAGGAGAGGUUCACCUCUACUCGGUCAAAAAUAGGAAAUGCCCGAGCCAUCGCCCACUAAAGUAGAUCGGCGUCGUUUGGUAGGCCAAUGGCGUGCGUGCGUCCGUGUCAACAGACUGAAAAAUAUGUCUCCGAUCGACGCACCCCGGACGCUGUCAUAGAGUUUAUAGCAGAUGAGGUCGGCUGUAGGAAUUUGUGAUAAAAAAGUUGUCUCACCGCGCUCAACUUUUGAACGGGGGUCCUCUCUUCCAGUUAAAUAUUGACAGCUUACCUGAACUAACCUUCCAUACACCAUGUCUACCAAGUCUACGAACCCUCCCAAGCCAAUCCGGGUCUGGCUAACUCCGCCCGGGCCAAACUCAUGGAAGACCGUGUACUUGCUGGAAGAGCUUGGCCUCAGCUACGAAAUCAAGUCGUUUCGCUUCGACGACGUCAAGAAGAAGCCUUUCAUCGACAUCAACCCCAACGGCCGAGUGCCUGCGAUUGAAGACCCCAAUACAGAAUUGGUGCUAUGGGAAUCUGGCGCCAUUUCCCAAUACCUCAUUGAACAAUAUGACACUGAAAAUCGUCUCUCGUACACAUCGUUGAAAGAGAAGCACCAUUGCAACCAGUGGCUGCAGUUCCAAGUCAGCGGUCAAGGGCCUUACUAUGGCCAGUGUGGUUGGUUCCAACACCUACACCAGGAAAAGUUCCCGUCAGCCAUUGAGCGAUAUGCGACCGAGAUCAAACGAAUUAUUAGCGUCCUGCAAGGCGUCCUGGCCGCCAAACCUGCCGACCAGCAGUUUUUGGUUGGCGACAAGCAGACUUAUGCCGACAUGGCGUUUGUCCCUUGGAACUUUAGACUUAGCGAGGUACUCAUGCAGUCCUGGGAUGAAGUCUGGGAAAAUGCGCCCAAUGUCCGCGCAUGGCAUGAAAAGAUGGUCGAGUCUCCCGCUUGGAAGCGAUCCAUGGAACAUCGCGCCAAGGCCAUGGACGACCAGGGCCUGCAGUGGAAUGGUGUUCCCAAGGGAAUCGAGACGUUUGCAGAGUACGAAGCCAAAAUUGCGGCGGGCGAUGACACGACGCCUAAAUAAUGCGUCUACAAUACAAGGUAGACAACUUAGAGUUUCAGAGGGUGCACCAAGUUAGUUAGCGAAGAAACGC